Molecule: messenger RNA, 2419 nt
Organism: Salarias fasciatus (jewelled blenny)
Lineage: Eukaryota; Metazoa; Chordata; Actinopteri; Blenniiformes; Blenniidae
Gene: got1l1
Product: glutamic-oxaloacetic transaminase 1 like 1
Exons: 9
Coding region: 1-1368 (455 amino acids)
Biological process (GO): L-aspartate biosynthetic process
Cellular component (GO): cytosol
Molecular function (GO): pyridoxal phosphate binding; L-aspartate:2-oxoglutarate transaminase activity
Source: RefSeq, a predicted model, not a curated record
AUGAGCCGAGCCGACAGCAGACUGGAUGGAAAGCGGGUCACCCGCCGCGGAGACGCGGGAGGUCAUCUGGCCGUGUUUACCAGUCCUCGAACCGCAGUGGCGAGCCCACGAGCAAGGCUGCUGUCCGCCUUCAAGAAAGACACGCAGGCCAGGAAAGUUUAUCUGGCAGGCAGAGAGUAUUACGGCGAGGAUGGAAAGACGUACGAAUUGGAUCUUGUCGGGAAAAUAAAGCAGCAGUUAAGCAAUGAUCCCACUUUCCACCCAGAGUAUCCGUCUUCUCUGGGCCUGCGGGAAUUUACCCGGCAAGCCACAGAGGUCGCCUUGGGAAAGAGCUCUCCAUCUAUAUUAGAGAACCGGGUGUUGGGAGUUCAGACGCCGGGUUUCAUCGCCGCAGUGCGUCUCGGAGCAGAGCUGCUGAAGCACUGGUAUGAUGGUGCUGCUUGGUGCGGACCCGUUUACCUCGCUUCUCCCUGUGAUGGUGCAACAACUUCAGACCUCGCUGUUUCCUCCAUCUCAUCCAUACGGUUUUUCAUCUUGAUCCUUGCUGCAGACUCAUUGGCCGGCGUCUUCCGGGCCGCAGGAAUCCAAGAUAUCCGCCGGUAUUGUUACUGGGAUGAUAAGCGGAGGGGAGUUUGUUUGGAGAGACUGUUGGAGGAUUUGGAGCGAGCCCCUGAGCGAAGCGCCGUCGUUCUCUCGGCGUCUGCCCAAUACCCGACUGGAGCAGACCUCUCUCAGAACCAGUGGGCUGUGAUUACUCAACUCAUGGCGAGGCGUGGAUUGGUCCCUUUCCUGCUGCUGCCGGCUCAGGGCCUCUGCUAUGGGGAUUUACAGCGGGACGCCUGGCCUGUGCAGCACUGCCAAUCGCAGGGAAUCCAGCUCUUUUGUGCUCAGUCGUUUUCCCAUUGCUUUGGACUAUAUGGUGAGGCCGUCGGACACUUGCUGUGCAUUUUGAAACAAAACUCCCUGCUGCUCUCUGUUAAGUCCCAAGCUGACAAGAUAGUGAGCUCGCUGUGGGCCCAGCCGUCUGCGGGAGGAGCUCAUGUUGUCGCCACUGUGCUCAGCAACUCCGCCCACCUUGUAGAAUGGCAGGGAGAGGUCAAGCACAUGGUUGAGAGAUGCAUGCUAAUCCGAGCCGUCCUGAGAGAGAAGCUGAGGCUUCUGGGGACUCCAGGUUGCUGGAACCAUCUGACUCAACAGGGCGGACUCUUCUGCUGUACCGGCUUGAAUGAUCAUCAAGUAGAAUUCCUGUCAAACAGGAGACAUGUAUACCUGCUCCCGAGUGGCUGCCUAAACAUGAGCGCAAUCAACGGCCGCAACCUGGACUAUGUCGCCGAGUCCAUUCAUCUGGCCGUGACCACUUCACUCUAACCAUGUGGCCUUUGAUCAAGAUGUGAAAUCAGUGCUGGAGAGGCUUUUCAGCUUGACCAGGACACGCUGAGCCUGAACAUCUCACAUUUUAUGUUAAAAUGUUCCGUUUCCUGUUGCCACUGAAAAAUAAAUGUUACACAGAAAUAUUCUUUCACAUGGCAAUUUUCAAAGUGCUGGUGAUUAAAGAUAACUAGGCUGUUAUCCGUUUGUUUUUUGUGUGUAUGGUUCACGUAACACAAUUGUAAAGCUCUAUCUGGUAAAUGGCUGUAAAUCAGUAAUAUUGUUGAAUUAUAUUUUCUCUUGUCUUAGGUAUUCAGCAACACAGCAUUUCACUCCAGACUUAAAUUUAUAUUUAUACAGUGAAACUUUACAUGUGAAAUUUGAACCGCUUUACACAAAACCACUAGCGACGGUGUUCCUCAAGGUUGAAUAUUAGGCCCAUUACUCUUUUGAGUGCAAAUGCUUCCACUUGGCAAUUGAAUUUAAAAGCAUAGAUCAUCACAGUAAUGCAGUCAAUCCUCAGCUUUAUCUGUAGAACCAAACAACAGAAAUACAGUAAAUAAACUAUAUGUUUGGCUGAUAUCAUAGGUGGGACGAUUUUAAUUUUCUGAAGAUUAAAUGACAAUGAAAAAAGUUUUUGUUGCUGACUUAGAAAAAAUUGGGAAGUUGAGAAGCCUGGCUUUUCAAUCAGAAAGUGAAAUUAGAAAACUUGGUGUGAUUUUUGCUCAAAUUUGAAAGUUUAAUCUCACAAACGUCUUUGUUUUCAUGUCAGAAACAUUUCUUGAGUCACUUUUUGGAACAAUUGAGAUGAUGGAAAACUGAUCCACGUUUUUUUCUGCAUGACUGGCUUAUUGUAGUGCUUUACUACUUAAAAACAUUUUUAUUUGGAUGAACACUCUCUUCAGCUCUUUUCUCAUCUAGUCCCCUCAUGUUAUGUUUUCAAUUGAUUCCCGAUUGUGACCUUUGCAAUUUUUUCCGCAUUACAUUAUAUUUGUCUGUUACACAACGUCAUUUGUUUUAGUGUGCUUUGAAAGCUUUGUCUCUUUUAAUU